AUGGCAAAAGGUACUCGAUCAAGUGAUAACUCAAUUGAAGAACCAUCUGAUCUACGUGAAUUGAUGCAGAAGUUAGUCGCAGAUGUUGGGGCUUUAGUGGGAGAGGUCUCCAAUCUGAGACGUCUGGAUCAGACUGUUCCUACUCAAGAAAGAGUGGAGGUGGCUGCAAUGCAGUUAGAAGGUGAAGAUAUACAGUGGCAUCUAGCAUUUAUGAGGUAUAGACAAUAUCUCCAACCAGCUACAUGGACUGAGUAUGUGAUGGCAAUGGUGGAAAGAUCUGGAGUCGACUUUGAUGAUCCUAUGGAGGAAAUUAAGAAAAUUAGGCAAACUGGUACUGUCAAGGAGUAUCAAGCUAUUUUUGAAAGAAAUCUCACAAGAGUUAAUCUGUCACAAGAGAAUGCCAUCAGUUGUUUUCUUGGUGGACUGAAACAUGAGUUGAAUAUUGCUGUAAAACUCACAAAUCCCACUACCUUAUCCCAGGUGUAUAAAACUGCUAGGAUGCAGGAGGCUUACUUAGCUGCUCUUAGACAACCUCCAUUAGUCAAUUAUGCAUCAAGCAAUACUCCUAGAAAGAUCAUGGAUCAAAGGAAUAAUAGCAGGCCAUUGUUACCAACUCCUAGCAAAGGUAAUUUUGGGACUUCUAAAGGAUUCAAUAAAAGAACAUUAUGUAUAGAAGAAAUGAAUGAAAAAUGGGCAAAGGGGUUAUGCGACUUCUGUAAUGAGAAGUAUGUACCUGGGCAUAAGUGUAAGAAUGCCAAGCAGAUAUAUGUAUUGGAACUAGAGGGAACUGAGGAUGGACAUGACACAGAGGUUAAGGGUGAACUAAUACUACAAAGAGGAAGAGUUCAAUCAACUGGAACUAGCUCAACCCAUAGAGCAGAUGGAGAUUUCUAUCCAUUCUCUAAAUGGUUCUUUAGGCUACAGAACUCUGAAGAUCCUGAUUUGGUUCAUCAUUUGGGAUGUAAGAUUAGAUCAACUACUCCUCAAAUGGUAGCUGCUGCUAAUGGAAAUAUGAUGGUGGACAUAAUGUAUACCAUCACAUGGUUGUUGCAAGGUGCUGAGUUUUCAGCAGAAUUCCUAUUACUACCACUAGGCUCUUGUGGGGUAGUAUUAGGAGUGCAAUGGUUGCUAACUCUGGGAGAUAUAACGAUGAAUUUCAGGAAGCUAACCAUAGAGUUUUGGUACAAAGGGAGAAAGCAUCUUUUGAGAGGAGCUGGCAAUCAAGUCAGGGUUCAAGAAGCUAGAAAAAUAGCCAAACAUACAGGUAACACUUCUCAGUUAUGCAUGAUUCAAGUAGUGCCUAUGGAGAGUGUUGGAGAACAGUGGCAUGCACUUAAGGCUAAGGAAGAACCUAAAACAGACAUUAGAUUAACUCACUUGUUGUAUGAGUAUUCUAAAUUGUUUGAGGAACCUACUGAACUACCUCCUUCUAGAGGUGUAUUUGACCAUAGAAUUGUGUUGUAUAAGGGUACUGAACCUGUAAAUAAAAGACCCAAUAGGUAUCCUUCUGUGAAAAAGGAUAUCAUUGAGGGCUUAGUACAACAAAUGCUUAAUCAAGGAAUCAUACAACCUACCUGUAGUCCCUUUGCAUCACCAGUGGUCUUGGUAGGAAAAAAGGAUGGCACAUGGAGACUUUGUGUGGAUUAUAUGGAUCUGCAUAUUGUGAAGAAAAAGUUUCCUAUUCCAAUUGUGGAAGACUUGUUAGAUGAGUUAGGGGAUCUAGAAUCUUUUCUAAAAUAG
Messenger RNA from Nicotiana attenuata, 1740 nucleotides. RefSeq lists its product as uncharacterized. The coding region runs from base 1 to 1740 and encodes 579 amino acids. The record is from RefSeq and is a predicted model, not a curated record. The transcript is spliced from 3 exons. Lineage: Eukaryota; Viridiplantae; Streptophyta; Magnoliopsida; Solanales; Solanaceae.